This is a messenger RNA of Malaya genurostris, 3602 nucleotides long. RefSeq lists its product as uncharacterized. The coding region runs from base 692 to 3382 and encodes 896 amino acids. The record is from RefSeq and is a predicted model, not a curated record. NCBI's taxonomy places the organism in Eukaryota, Metazoa, Arthropoda, Insecta, Diptera, Culicidae. The transcript has 8 exons.
GAUUUCGACUCAGUUGGCUUUGUAGAAUAGGCGUAAACACAAAACGUACGUUACUCGCAGUCUUGGAUCGGUUCGUGAGAAUCGAGUGUGACGGAAAAGUAAAGAAACAAAAAAAAAUACAUGAGCGAUCAGGAACUCGUGAAGAAGUGGGAUAGGCCUCGAAAAUUGAAUUAAAUUUUACUGUAUGCUGGUUGGUGAGAUAAAACAGUUAGACGGAUGGAGAGACAUGAAACCUAAACAAAACAGUCGACGUAUGACCUGUAACCGCUCGCAGUAAUCAACGGUACAAAACACACCCGAAUUUGAGAUUGUGGGUUCCCUUAUCUAUUAAAUAAUGCAUAACACUAGUUAAUCAAGUUUGUAAAUAAAUGCAGUGCGUGGAAUUGAUAGCAGAAAGAAACAGUGUAGUGUAUGUUAUGUGUAUCUAGAUGUGUGUGAGCAUAGAUGACAGCAUCGCAGUCAGAAGUAAAAAAUGAGAAAACGUCGGAAGAAAUCGUUACAGUCUACCAACAGAGAAUAACAUGUUGAAUUCAAAAAAACACAUCAAUGCUCAAUAGUGGUGAGAGGACUAAACGGUCAUUCAGUGUCAAGUGAAUUAAAUUAUCAAAAUAUGUUGAUGUUGAGAGCGGAAUAGAAAAUGUCAACAUCAUGUUCGUUACUUCAGUAGGGAGCUUAACGAAAAUCUGAGAAAAUGUACCUAGAAAACAUGGGUUCAAUCGGAUUUCAGUUUAUCUUCACCAUUGUGCUAGUGUACGGAGCUCACACUGUUGAUACACAAAAUCAUAACAAGCAAUAUCAAAUUGCUUCCCAGCCUUUUGACGCAGAAGUGAAAACGGUCUAUUCGCAAGAUGAUAAAAGUUAUUUGCCUGCUAUCAAAGUUAGUAACAGUGCUAAAUCAAACAUCCUAAGAGAUCUUACUUUCAGUGAACAUAGUAUCAAUAAUAGUUACACUGAUGCAGAGUUAGUCAUUCGACAAUUACGUUCGACUGGUGGUUACAACACGCAAACUGGAUCUCAAAGUUUAUGCCACAAGGAGGGGUGUACUUGUUUGGAUCAGCCUAUUCUCACAAUCGAUUGUGAGAUAUUCGAUAGUGUGACUACAUUGGCAGACCAAUAUUACAUUCCCAGAGAAGCAAAAAGUCUCAACUUAUGGUUGACUGAUCGAGGGACAACUUUGAUUAUCAAUACGAAGCAAUUUACGAACAGCUUACUAAAUCGCGUAUUGAUAAGGGGUAAUUUACCCUAUGGUGAUGGUCGGGAACACGUGGAGUUCCAGAAUGAAGCAUUUUGUCUCAAUAAUGGCACCUAUCCGGAGUUGGAAGUGUAUAACAUUCAUAAGGUUGUGUUUCAUAGACAGACUUUCUGCCGAGAAUUCAAACUAAAUGUAACUAACGCCAGGGAGGUAACUAUAAUGCCAGAAGCAUUUUCGGUUCCCGAAAGUGAGAUUUUAUUGAAUGGUGUUAAAGACAUAAGGAUACAGGAAGACGCGUUCAAAGGAUCGAUUACAACUAUGCUUGACAUCGUCAAUAGUGGUAUAAAAAUAUUGUCAGAACUACGAGCAUCCUUUCGGCAGAUACAGUUUACGAAUACAACCAUUGAACAGAUCACAACGAAAGCAUUUGAUGUAAAUAAGAUAGAUUCACUGAUUCUCAAGAACUGCGAGAUAGGUUUAUUGAAGUCGCAAGCUAUAACUGAAAAGCUUUUGUGCAAACAAUUUAUCAUGGAAAGUUGUAAGAUAAAUGCAAUUGAGAAAAACUUUAUUGCUGAUAGCGGACUGAUAAACUUCAACAUGCAAAAUAACAUUAUCAACGAUAUAGCAUCUGACGCAAUCCGAUUCACGGGGAUUCUCACCAGCAUAGUUGGAAACAAAAUAAUCAAAACAGGAAAAAAUUGGUUCUUCCAGAAGCCAGAUUGGACGAGUGUGAUCAUUGCUAACAAUUCGUUUGGCGAAUUCAACUAUUUCACCAUUGAGAAAAGCAUCAAUUCGAAAUCAUGUCAAUUUCACGGCAAUUCGAUCACUCAGCCUGCUGUAAGAAGUUUUAGUUUCACACAACAUCCGGAGUGCACGUUAAGUGAAACGUCUUUUAACAAACAGUGCGCUUGUGAUGAAAGUUGGUUGAAAGAGUUAUACUAUCAAGACUACUACCAAUUACUAAAAGAAAGUUAUUGCCGAAUAGACGAGACUCUUAAAUUCUGUUUUAAUACAACCACCUUUAACGUGAAAACAUACAUGGAGCAAGUUUGCAAUGAGUCAACUCGAACGAUCGAUUGCUCCCGAAAUCAGAAAGAGAAAAAAGUUGUUCCCCAUUUUGUUUCUCCAAACGAAAUUGAAUCAAUUCAUUAUACAGAUUAUUAUCACCAAAUAAUAAUUGGAGGGGUUAUUCUGGUUUUGCUGGUGAUAAUAAUUUUGAGUAUAAUUUUCUGCAAAUUGUAUUGCAAGCAACGAGUCACUACAUCCGGAAACGCAAUAUCGAAUACAUCAUUCACCAUGACAACAACUAAGCAUCCGAAAGUGUUUACACCGGAAGACAAGACGAUUAUUCAUCAGACACUACAAAAGAUUAAAGACAGACAUUCGCUUGAUUUGUAUGGAGACAUAUUAACUCAUACACAAAAACUUCUCGGAGGUGACUUCACUGAAACCGAAAAAGUAUUAACAAUUGGUGAAAUCGUACGACGAUUGAAUGAUUGCGAAAACAGCGGAGAUGACUUUGUCGCCUUCACUGAUAUCCUCUAUCGUCAUUUAGCCCCAAGUACAAACAAUACACCUCUUGAAACGAUAUAUACAGAACCAUCCUGUCCUGCGGAGGGAACAACUGUUAUCGAAUCAUCUGGAACUCACGAUCAUAUUUAUGCAGAAUUAACGAGUGCGGCACAACCACUACUAAUAAAUGAGUACUCCGCACCGGUGGAUCAUAGUGAUUCACAGUACUCGGAACCGGUGAAAAUUACUCAAAAAGAUAACAUUCGAACGCUGAUAACGCCUUAUGCCAUUGGAAAUAACAUUGGAUCAUCUAUCCAACAACAACAGCCAAGCACGUCGAGGAAUUUGCCCGAUAUCUUAAAAUCAAACAGUGGUAACAAUACUAGCAACACUAGUAGUGGUAGUAGUAGUAGUAGCAGUAGUAGCAACAACAACAAUAUAUCAGAUGCCAUACAUUGCUCAGUGUCCUUAAGGUAUAUGGACCGAUCUCCAAACAGUAGCAGAGAGAUUCCUGAGUAUACACUGCCAAUCAAAAAAGUGCCACCCAAACCCAUCAUACACCGAGAGCCUAUAGUCGAUUCCGAUGGGUCGACAUCGAGCUCUGAUCAUUCGGAACACUCAGGUGGUAGUGAUAUUACUGUAAAAAUUGAUGACAUAGUAGAAUAUGCUGACGCAUGAUACGUACUCCAGUUUGAAAACAAUGUUUAUCAAUUUAGCUGUAUUGUUACUGUGAAACGUCCAGAAGCAUUGUGUUUGUAAUUACAUAGUAAGUAUGAAAAAGUGAUAUUAAUUUAGUCAAGAAUCAGGUUAUUUAAAUUAUAGUUUUUAGCACAUUAUCGAACCAAAAUAUGGCGUAGAAAAGAAAUAAUAUAAUAAAUGACUUCAAACAAAUCAUAAA